CAAAACCCAAACAACUCCCUCACACUCAGUCUCUCAUCUCCCUCUUUCUCUCUCUCCAUUUCUCUCUCUAGGGUUUUAGUUUGGGUUCAAUUGGAGUCUUCAAUCAUGGCGUCGUCGUCCUCGGAUCCCGGUCCGAAGACCGAAAGCGGUGGCGGCAGUGGCGGUGGGGGUGCAGAGCCGUCGGAGGCGGUGAUGGCGAGCGAUCAGCUAAUGGUGUACAGAGGGGUAAAGAAAUCGAAGAAAGAGAGAGGAUGUACGGCGAAAGAGCGCAUCAGCAAGAUGCCUCCGUGUGCUGCUGGAAAACGCAGCUCCAUUUACCGUGGAGUCACUCGGCAUAGGUGGACAGGUCGGUAUGAGGCUCAUCUUUGGGAUAAAAGUACUUGGAAUCAGAACCAGAAUAAGAAGGGAAAGCAAGUUUACUUGGGGGCCUAUGACGAUGAAGAGGCUGCAGCUAGAGCUUAUGAUCUUGCUGCCUUGAAAUAUUGGGGUCCUGGCACUCUCAUCAAUUUUCCUGUUACUGAUUACACAAGGGAUCUUGAAGAGAUGCAGAAUCUGUCAAGGGAGGAAUACCUUGCUUCUCUUCGGAGGAAAAGCAGUGGUUUCUCAAGAGGACUUUCUAAGUACCGUGGGCUUUCCAGUCGUUGGGAGCCGUCACUGGGUCGUAUGGGUGGAUCUGAGUACUUCAAUAGCUUACAUUAUGGUACAGGCGUUGAUCCAGCAACAGAAAGUGAACUUUUGGGAGCUUUUUGCAUUGAAAGAAAGAUUGACCUAACAAGUUACAUCAAGUGGUGGGGACCCAACAGAUCUCGUCAAGCUGAAACUAGCAUGAAAUCGUCAGAAGAAACAAAACACGGUUGUGUUGGAGAUAUUGGAGCUGAACUUAAAACAUUGGAAUGGGAAAUCCAGCCUACUGAACCAUACCAGAUGCCCCGUUUGGGCAUCUCCCAUGUAAGUAAAAAGCAUAAAGGUACCAGAGUCUCAGCCAUGAGCAUCCUUUCAAGGUCAGCGGCAUAUAAGAACUUGCAAGAGAAAGCAUCACAAAAGGAGGAAAAAGAUGCAGAUAAUGAUGAGAAUGAAAACAAAAAUACCAUCCACAAGAUGGACUAUGGCAAAGCAGUUGAGAAAUCCACAAGUCAUGAUGAGGGACUUAGUUCUGCAUUAGGAAUGAGUGGUGGACCAUCUCACCAAAGAGAUGUGUUCCCAUUGGCUCCCUUCUUGUCUGCACCACUUCUGACCAGCUACAGUGCCAUCGAUCCCUUGGUAGACCCCAUUCUCUGGACGUCUCUUGCUCCUGUUCUUCCUUCUGGAAUUUCUCGUCCUACUGAGAUUACAAAGACCGAGACUAGUUCAAGUUUCGCUUUAUUUCAGCCCGAAGAAUGAUGAUGCAUUUAAUUUUGCUCUACUGGUUCCAAAGGGUUCACCCAUGCAUUACUUUGCCACAAGAGCAGGAAAAAGGGGCAUGAACAGUUGAUGUAGCCUUGACAACUGGGCUUUUACUCGUUUCGCAGGUUUGUGCUAUGUAAGGUGUAGAAUAUAUAGAAAAGCAGAUAAAUUAUAUUUGAAAACUUUGUUGUCUGCUGAUGAGCUGAGAUCGUUGAGCGUGUGUACGUUACUUGUUCUGCAUGGUACUUAGUUUUGCUGAAUAAGUUCAAGACAUGGAUUCUUGAUAACAUUUUGUACAGAAAAGAUGGUUGUUUAUAAAAGUGCACAAAUAGAGUCACUGUGCUUUCAAAUG
Malus domestica (apple) is the source of this 1735-nucleotide messenger RNA. Its product is annotated as AP2-like ethylene-responsive transcription factor At2g41710. The record is from RefSeq and is a predicted model, not a curated record. Gene Ontology annotation, biological process: regulation of DNA-templated transcription. Gene Ontology annotation, molecular function: DNA-binding transcription factor activity; DNA binding. NCBI's taxonomy places the organism in Eukaryota, Viridiplantae, Streptophyta, Magnoliopsida, Rosales, Rosaceae.